AUUCUGUUCACGAACAGCAGUCAGAGCAGUCAGCAACUUUUGUGUGAAGUUUUUGUUGUGGUUGAGCUCAUCUCCAAUUCAUAAGCAAGAUGACGCUAAAUUCAGGUGGCCGGAGACUGAAGCAGUGGCUUGUUGAGCAAAUCAACAGUAAUCAGUACUCCGGAUUACAAUGGGAGGAUGACCCCCACCGGACAAUGUUCCGAAUCCCUUGGAAACAUGCUGGCAAACAGGAUUAUAAUCAAGAGGUGGACGCUUCCAUCUUUAAAGCAUGGGCUGUUUUCAAGGGUAAGUUUAAGGAAGGGGACAAAGCUGAACCCGCCACUUGGAAGACCAGGCUUCGCUGCGCAUUGAACAAAAGUCCAGAUUUCGAAGAAGUGACUGAUCGCUCUCAGCUUGACAUCUCCGAGCCUUACAAAGUCUACAGGAUUGUCCCAGAAGAAGAGCAGAAAACAGGUAAAGGCGCAGCAUCGAGUAUGAGCAUGAACAGCCAGAGUGAUGUUGACAUGGAUUGCAGUCCAGCAGAGUUAGAGGAGCUCAUCAAAGAUGUCAGUCAGUCAUCUGGUGAUGAAUACACAAGUCACUCUCCCCAAGAUGACACAUGCAACAUGCAACCAACACAAGAGUUUUGGCAUCACGACUCUCACAAUGUGGUUCCGGUACACCCUGAUCCUUCACCACUUGGCUCUUUCAACUAUGCCUUCUCCCAGAUGCUCAUCUCCUUCUACUACGCGGGCACCUCCAUGGGCAGCAUAGUGACCACCUACCCCGAGGGCUGCCGCAUCUCCCCGGCCAGCAGCCUCAUCUACAGCAGCAGCAUGGCCGACAGCCUCCAGCACGUGCGCUUCCCGGCCAUCGAGCAAAUCGAGAACGAGCGGCAGCGGCAGGUGACGAGGAAGCUCUUCCAGCACCUGGAGCGCGGCGUGCUGCUGCGCGCCAACCGGGAGGGCAUCUUCAUCAAGCGCCUGUGCCAGAGCCGGGUCUUCUGGAGCGGCCUGGGAGCCCACUACAGCCCCGGGCCCUGCAAAGUGGAGAGGGACGCCGUGGUCAAGAUCUUCGACACCAGCCGUUUCUUUCAAGCCCUCCAGCUCUAUCAGGAGGGACAGUACCCGGCCCCAGACCCCACAGUCACCCUGUGCUUCGGAGAGGAGUUUCAUGACAUCAGCACGGCCAAGAGCAAACUAAUCAUCGUCCAGAUCACAGCAGUGAAUUGCCAGCAACUUCUGGAUGCAGUGAUGAAUGACAUGUGCACCUACAGCGUUCCCCAGCACCCUGCCUGUUUCCGAGACAACCUGGCUAUCACAGCUUAAACCUUCAACACUGACAACCAGCUUUCAAAUGGCCAUAUUGUUUUAUGGCUCAUACAGGGAUUUCUUUGUAACAAGCAUUAAUAAUAUGCUGUGUGGUGGAUAGUGGAUGCCUGAGAGAAUAUCUAAGGUGACUCUUCAUACCUGCUUCAAACACAUCCUUAAAGUUGAGGUAGAGAAUAGAGUUUGGAAAAACACAUCUUGUAUAAUGACAGGUGGUAAUGGAUCACAAUGUCAAAAUAACAAACUAUUCAAACUGGAUGUCAAGGGUGCUAUGUCAGUAAAUACAAAUGAGUAAAUAUUUUGCAAAACGCAAUAUAAACCAUUUCACUGCAAUUCUCAUAAAACAGUUUUUAAAUCUUUUUUUAAACAUCACCAGGCCAUUUGGAAUUGGGUUAGUUUAAUUUAUGUGUCCACACCAAAUCCAAGCAUCAAAGCACUGACACUGACUAAUGGCUAUAUUGUGUUUUGGGAAAUAGUUCUUCAAAUGAUACUGGGAUAUGGGAUACAGCUGGGGAUUUCAGCAUUUCUGAGUCUGUCUUAUCUAUUCUCAUCUACUGCAGCUUGAGUAAAAUAGUAGUAUAUUUUUGAUACCUUAAUUAGUUAAAAUGUUAACAAGCAUUUUGUUCAAUUGAAAUGGAUAGGUUUUACUAUCCUGUAUGCUUUAUGUCUUUGUUUUUUUACUAAAAUAAAAGGUUGCGUUUUGUUA
This is a messenger RNA of Engraulis encrasicolus (European anchovy), 2013 nucleotides long. It is a transcript of the gene irf8, whose product is annotated as interferon regulatory factor 8. Gene Ontology annotation, cellular component: nucleus. Lineage: Eukaryota; Metazoa; Chordata; Actinopteri; Clupeiformes; Engraulidae. Bases 90 to 1307 code for a protein of 405 amino acids. The transcript has 9 exons. Gene Ontology annotation, biological process: regulation of transcription by RNA polymerase II; immune system process. Gene Ontology annotation, molecular function: DNA-binding transcription factor activity, RNA polymerase II-specific; RNA polymerase II cis-regulatory region sequence-specific DNA binding; protein binding. The record is from RefSeq and is a predicted model, not a curated record.